UCCCCUUCGCGACAUCUACACACAAUACAAUUACACAUAACUCAUUUCUUUACUCUCUCCCUCCAUCUUCUCACCUCUUUAUUCCUUUCGCUCACCAAACCCUAACCCUAACCCCUCUUUUUAUUUAUCUUCUUCUCUUCCAAUCUCAAAACCCCUGCAAACCUAACCCUAAUCUGCAAUUCUCCGAGAAAAUUGACGUCGUAAAACUUGUAUUUCCUAAAUAUCUUCAUGGAUUCGGAGCAGAGCAACCUAUAUGAAACGGCAUCGCAGCCCGACACAGGGACUGACGCCUACACUUUCUUGGAAUUCAAUACCCAGGGCGAAUCUGACUUCGACUAUUCCGAAUUUCGCUCUCCGGUGGCCUGGCCGACACCAUCGGAUUCCCUUGCGGCUACUUCCUCCUCCUCCGCCAUAGACCCCACUACGUCCGACCACCGUGCCGCUGCUUCCUCGUCCGACCAUCACUCUGAUUCCCCUGCAGCCUCCCCUGUGUCAUCCAAAGCAGCACGCAGUGGCGUUGGAGGCAAUAGUCAGGGGGUUGAUGGGAUAGUGGCUGGCAUGGGAGGGUUGAAUUUUGAGGAAACCGGGGACGAGGAUGGAUAUGAGUUCGGGAAAGGGGAUUUUACAGAACAUGCGUGUAGGUACUGUGGGGUUUCGAAUCCGGCUUGUGUCGUGAGGUGUAAUGUUCCAUCGUGUAGGAAGUGGUUUUGUAAUUCUAGAGGGAACACGUCGGGGUCCCAUAUUGUCAAUCACCUGGUUCGUGCAAAACAUAAGGAAGUUUGUCUCCAUAAAGACAGUCCUCUCGGGGAAACCAUACUUGAAUGCUACAACUGUGGAUGUCGAAAUGUUUUCCUUCUUGGAUUUAUAUCGGCCAAGACAGAAAGUGUUGUUGUUCUCCUCUGUAGGGAACCCUGCUUGAAUGUCAAUGCAUUGAAGGACAUGAACUGGGAUCUGAGUCAGUGGUGUCCCCUUAUUGAUGAUAGGUGCUUUCUACAGUGGCUUGUCAAGGUCCCUUCUGAACAGGAGCAACUGAGGGCACGCCAAAUAAGUGCUCAGCAAAUAAACAAAGUAGAAGAACUUUGGAAAACAAAUCCUGAUGCAACCCUUGAAGAUCUUGAGAAGCCUGGUGUUGAUGAUGAGCCUCAGCCUGUAGCUUUGAAGUAUGAAGACGCGUAUCAGUAUCAAAAUGUAUUUGCUCCACUAAUUAAGCUUGAGGCAGAUUAUGAUAAAAUGAUGAAAGAGUCUCAAAGCAAGGACAAUGUCACAAUACGAUGGGAUAUUGGUCUGAACAAGAAGCGAAUUGCAUAUUUUGUUUUCCCGAAGGAGGAUAAUGAGAUUCGUCUUGUACCUGGUGAUGAGUUGCGACUGCGUUAUUCUGGAGAUGCUGCUCAUCCAGCUUGGCAGUCAGUUGGGCAUGUGAUCAAGUUAACUGCACAGGAGGAAGUAGCACUUGAGCUUCGUGCUAGUCAGGGGGUUCCUGUUGAUGUGAACCAUGGCUUCAGUGUUGAUUUUGUGUGGAAGAGUACAAGCUUUGAUCGGAUGCAAGGGGCAAUGAAAACUUUUGCUGUGGAUGAAACAAGUGUUAGUGGGUAUAUAUAUCACCAUCUGUUGGGUCAUGAGGUUGAGAAUCAAAAUGUUCGUAAUACACUCCCACGUCGUUUUGGUGCUCCUGGUCUUCCAGAGCUGAAUGCAUCUCAAGUUUUUGCCGUAAAAAGUGUUCUUCAAAGACCUAUAAGCUUGAUUCAAGGUCCACCUGGCACAGGGAAAACAGUUACUUCUGCUGCCAUUGUUUAUCACAUGGCCAAACAGGGUCAGGGACAGGUUUUGGUAUGUGCCCCAAGUAAUGUGGCUGUAGACCAACUAGCUGAGAAGAUAAGUGCCACUGGCUUAAAGGUUGUUCGCCUUUGUGCUAAAUCAAGGGAAGCUGUAAGUUCGCCUGUUGAGCAUCUGACCCUCCACUAUCAGGUUAGACAUCUGGACACUUCUGAAAAGAGUGAACUUCACAAGUUACAGCAAUUGAAAGAUGAACAAGGAGAACUAUCCAGCAGUGAUGAGAAAAAAUACAAAGCACUAAAGCGAGCAACAGAGAGGGAGAUUUCUCAAAGUGCUGAUGUCAUUUGUUGCACAUGUGUUGGUGCUGGAGAUCCUCGACUGGCCAAUUUUAGGUUCCGCCAGGUGCUUAUCGAUGAGUCUACUCAGGCAACAGAACCUGAGUGUCUUAUUCCUUUAGUUCUCGGGGCAAAGCAGGUUGUCCUUGUUGGUGAUCAUUGCCAGCUUGGCCCGGUCAUUAUGUGCAAGAAAGCAGCUCGUGCAGGGCUAGCUCAGUCUCUGUUUGAACGUCUUGUUCUACUUGGUGUGAAACCUAUUAGAUUGCAGGUUCAAUAUCGCAUGCAUCCGUCUCUCUCAGAAUUUCCAUCUAACAGCUUUUACGAAGGUACCCUGCAAAAUGGAGUGACUGUGAAUGAGAGACAAUCAUCAGGAAUUGAUUUUCCUUGGCCUGUGCCUAAUCGUCCUAUGUUCUUCUACGUCCAGAUGGGACAAGAGGAAAUAAGUGCUAGUGGAACAUCCUAUCUGAACCGUACUGAGGCAGCAAAUGUUGAAAAGAUUGUAACUACUUUCUUGAGGAGUGGUGUUGUCCCUAAUCAGAUUGGGGUAAUAACACCUUAUGAAGGGCAGCGAGCAUAUAUUGUGAACUAUAUGUCAAGAAAUGGUGCUCUCAGACAGCAACUGUACAAAGAAAUUGAGGUAGCAAGUGUUGAUUCUUUUCAAGGAAGGGAGAAAGAUUACAUUAUUUUGUCUUGUGUUAGGAGUAAUGAGCAUCAGGGUAUCGGAUUUCUUAAUGAUCCUCGGAGGCUAAAUGUUGCUCUAACACGCGCUAGAUAUGGGAUUGUCAUCCUUGGGAACCCCAAAGUUCUGAGCAAACAGCCUCUAUGGAAUAGCUUAUUGACUCACUACAAGGAACACGAGUGCUUGGUUGAAGGACCUCUAAAUAACUUGAAGCAGAGUAUGGUUCAAUUUCAGAAGCCUAAGAAGAUCUAUAAUGAUAGGAGGCUCUUCUUCGGUGGUGGUCCUGGAAUUGUGUCCAAUGACAAUUUUGGUUCUGUUGCUUCAUCUAGCCCAAAUGCUGAUAGAAGAAGCUACCGUGGCAGGGGUUCAUAUAUGCCUCCUGGACCGCCUAAUGGUAACCAUAAGCCAGGUGUGCAUCCCACUGGUUUCCCGAUGCCUAGGGUUCCCAUUCCUCAAUUUCAUGGUGGUCCACCUUCUCAGCCAUAUGCUAUUCCAACUCGUGGAGCUGUUCAUGGGCCUGUUGGUGCUGUUCCUCAUGUCCCUGCGCCAGGUAGUCGAGGUUUUGGGGCUGGGCGGGGCAAUGCGGGUGCGCCUAUUGGCAGUCAUCUUCCUCAUCAGCAAAGCACACAGCAAAACAUUGGAAAUAUGGGAUCAACAUUUAACUUUCCUGCCCUGGAGAAUCCAAAUAGCCAGCCAUCUGUGGGUGCUCCACUCUCUCAGCCUGGAUAUGUUAAUAAUAUGCCGGGGCAAGGGCCGAGUCAAACAUUUCGUGAUGGAUUUUCUAUGGGGGGCAUGUCACAAGACUUUUUGGGUGAUGACUUCAAAAGCCAGGGAUCACAUGUUCCAUACAAUGUUGCUGACUUUUCCACCCAGGCAUCACAAAGUGGAUAUGCUGUUGAUUAUGUGACGCAGGGGGCACAGGGUGGGUUUCCAGGCAAUUUCAUGAAUCAGAAUUCUCAAGCUGGAUUUUCUCGCUUUGGUUCUGGAAAUGAUUUCAUGUCUCAGGACUAUAUGACUCAUGGAUCACAGGGACUGUUUACUCAGAUUGGCUUCAAUGAUCCCCCACAAGAUGAUGCAUCACAGAGUCACUUUGGCAUAGCUAAUCCAAACCCACUUCAGUCGCAGGGAUUGAUGAAUUCUCUCUACUCACAACCCUUUGCUCAUUACAACACACAGCCACUAAACUUGCAGUCUCAACAGCAGCCUCAGCAGGGCCAGGGGUCCCAAAACCAGAAAAUCCACUACAAUGGUUGAAGGGGCCAUGGAAGUUUUUUUUGGCUGUGAUGGGUUAUAGUCUUUGCAUUCAGCUUCUUGGUUUGUGCUAUCAUGUGUGCCCAAAUUUAUCUGCUGAAAGUGCAGAAAAACUUUGCCAUCUUUUUGAGGUCAGUUUGACACUCUUUCCUAAUCCAAGAUGACCUUGGAUGAUAAGAAUAAGAGAUGACAAAGAGGGCUGUGGCUAUGCUAUGGGGUCCAUAAGCAGAUGCAAAAUCUGCACAUCCGAGGCUGAGAAACAAGAAGGAUAACCCCUAUCGCCUGCUUAAAGUUUGUGUUUUGAGAAGGUAAAAAUUUAUUCCAAAGGAGAGCAUUACAUGGCAUGGUUGUGCGGAAAGGGUUCGGACAUGCAGAUAUUGGGGCAUUUUCUUUAUUUGAUUUACAGGGGAACCCCCAUUAUUUACAAAGCAGCAGUUUACCACAGAUAAUGUGUACAGCAUGACAGGGAAAGUCGCCUAACCCUUUCAGCUCCUGACAUGUAAUUAUACUCUUGUUAUAAUUGUUUAGAUGAUAAUUUCUUAGGAAUGUCCUACAGUGCAAUCCCUAAUACCCUUAUACAGUAAGAUGGAAUUGGUGCAAGUGUGAAGUUGGUUUUCAUAUCAAAAUUGGCUUUGCUUUAAAUAUUUAGUGAGCCCCAUUGUUUUAUUGGGACUAUCAGAAAGUGAAGGAUUGUACCAUUUUAAAGCUUUUUUAAAAGUAUAUAUAAAUGGUGGUGUUGGUGAUUGUGAUUA
Molecule: messenger RNA, 4790 nt
Organism: Manihot esculenta (cassava)
Lineage: Eukaryota; Viridiplantae; Streptophyta; Magnoliopsida; Malpighiales; Euphorbiaceae
Product: regulator of nonsense transcripts 1 homolog
Exons: 29
Coding region: 229-4041 (1270 amino acids)
Biological process (GO): nuclear-transcribed mRNA catabolic process, nonsense-mediated decay
Cellular component (GO): cytoplasm
Molecular function (GO): zinc ion binding; DNA binding; hydrolase activity
Source: RefSeq, a predicted model, not a curated record